Molecule: messenger RNA, 2637 nt
Organism: Larimichthys crocea (large yellow croaker)
Lineage: Eukaryota; Metazoa; Chordata; Actinopteri; Sciaenidae
Gene: itpka
Product: inositol-trisphosphate 3-kinase A
Exons: 7
Coding region: 283-1662 (459 amino acids)
Biological process (GO): inositol phosphate biosynthetic process; phosphatidylinositol phosphate biosynthetic process
Cellular component (GO): cytoplasm; nucleus
Molecular function (GO): inositol hexakisphosphate kinase activity
Source: RefSeq, a predicted model, not a curated record
GGAGUGCGCCAGGGCGCGUGCGCGCGCGUGUGUGAACCGCGUCGAAGCGCGAGAGAGGGGUUCCCCUUUCCAACAGUACGCACGGAGCGGAGGGGCUGACAGAUGUGUUUUAAUGAGUGAAAACUAAGACAACAAACAAGUAGGAAGUGCCACAGAGGACCGACUGAACACCUGAAGUCAAUCUGCGUUUCUGGAAGUGAAAUGACCAGAUUGGAAGCUUAAAGUGAAUCGGGGUUUUUGCGCCUUUUCGUCGUGCGCUCUCACGACGGAUUUCGGUCUCCAAUGCCAAAAGAGUACAGGAGAAAGACCUCUAAAGACUUCGGCAUUACUGGGACUUCAGUAAACGAGGGGUCACGCUUGGAGCGAAGAACAGCUGGGAAGUCAUCCCAGAUUUGCGAUGAUCUCAUUCACAAAGCCGCUCAAGUCGCCCAGUCGUCCGCAACCGGAGCGACCACUGUGAUGGAUGCGCGCCGGGUACCGCAGGUCACCAUCACCCCGGAGGGAGGUGGCUCCUCUCGGGAGAUACAGCAGGAGGACUGGGGUGAUGUAGUGGACGGUGCCCUGCGGAGGAAACUAUCCAACUCUUCCAUCUCCUCCACCGGGUCCUCUGCUGUAGAGUCCGAGGAUGACUUACUCAGCGACAACGAGAGCAAAAGCAAAGGCAUCGUCACUCUGGAGCACCUGGUGGACGCGGGAGAGAGCAAGCCUUGGUGGAAGUUGAAGACCAUCGUACACUGGCCUUUCAGUGCUACACAGAGGAGAAAACUGAACUGGGUUCAGCUUGCUGGGCAUAAAGGUAAUUUCAAAGCAGCAGAUGAAGGCAACAUCUUGAAAAAGUUCUCAGAAAACGAGAUGCAGUGUUUCGAGAAGCUGAGGGAUGACGCGCUGCUCCCGUACGUGCCCGGUUACCACGGUGUGGUGGAAAAAGAUGGAGAGUCUUUCCUUCAUAUGACUGACCUGCUGGCAAACUUUGAUCUUCCCAAUGUUAUGGACUGCAAGAUGGGAGUGAGGACAUACUUGGAGGAGGAGCUUGUCCGGGCACGGGAACGGCCCAAGCCGAGGGAGGACCUGUACAAGAAAAUGGUGGAGGUUGACAGCGAAGGGCCGACUCCCCAGGAGCAUUCCCAACGUGGUGUCACCAAGCCUCGCUACAUGCAGUGGAGGGAGACCAUGAGCUCCACCAACACCUUGGGCUUUAGGAUAGAAGGGAUCAAGAAAUGUGACGGUACAUGUCGAACUGACUUCAAGAAAACCAGAUCGAAGCAGGAUGUCAUCCAAGUGUUCAAGGACUUCGUUGGAGGGAACGCCAGCAUCAUAAAGUCUUACCUGAGCAGGCUGACAGAGAUCCAGCAGGCCCUGAAGAUGUCAGAGUUCUUCAAGCAACACGAGGUCAUUGGCAGCUCUCUCCUCUUUAUCCACGAUCACACAGGCAAUGCCCAGGUCUGGAUUAUUGACUUUGGCAAGACUACAGCUUUACCAGAGGGCCAGACGUUGAACCAUGACAUUCCUUGGCAGGAAGGCAACAGGGAGGAUGGCUACCUGUGGGGGCUAGAAAACCUCCUCCACACACUGGAGUCUGUAAGCAUUGAAGGGACAAGCGAAGAAACUUUUUGCUCAGUUACCAAAGAAAAUAGCCAAACUACAGAGGGAGAUGGUCAGUGACCUUUGACUUGUAGAUGGGUGAAAAGAACUAUUUCAGUGGACACCAGAGAGGAUGUUGAUUUGCUCGAGAUGCUCUAUGAGCAAUGUUAAAAAUAGGACAGAAAUGCUACAACAAGAAAAAAAAACGUUUAGUGUAUAUAAAGCCACUGACAAGAAAGCAAAUGAACUGACACUAAUUCAACUUCCUACAAAAUGAACAGAAGUGAAAGUGUAGGGAUUCUGCAUUUCAGUUUUAGGGAUGGGUUGUUACAUGUGAAAGAAAUACUGAUGAAAUUUCAAUUAAAACAGGGAGAAAGUGAAUCACACGUCACAAUCUUAUUACCACCAGACCCCCUGACCUGAUGUUAACAUCUGUUAAAGGAGAAAUUUGGUGCAGUAUGACUACACAUAUACACAUAAUACAUUGUCAUUAAAUGUAUAAAGAUUAGAGUGUAUCACUGUUCUGACAGACAUAUCUUUUAUUGUAUCUCAAUUUAUAUUUCUUUCACUCGUUUUAUUCCUGUAAUCCAACUUUAAUUUAAACUCAGAACUUCAAAUUUAACUUUAAUUAUUUUGAUUUCUUGUGUUGCACAUUCUUUUGGUCUUGGUCAAAAAUGUUCUGCAAAUGAAAUUAAUGAAAAUGUAUAUGAAAUUUAAAAAAAAAGGGAGAAUAAUGAUACUUUUAUGUUCAAUAGUAAAACACUAUUGUAAUCUGUUCAUAUGUUAAUCAGGACUGAGUUCACUCAUUUGUCAUGUUGUACCACUGGGACAAAACUCUGUAACUGAUCAAACUCACAUGAAUCAGAGAUCAAUAUAUGUUGAUUUAUUUGGGGCACAGUUAGGUUAGAUGAAAGUGAAAGACUGUACAUUGCAUAGAAUGCAUUUUUGGUUGAGGCAAACACCCUCAGCUACAUAAAGAAUGCAGAAAAAAAAAACAUUUCAGUGAGUGUGAAAUAAAAUGCACCCGGCCAUAAAAAAUAAACACUGUGAACAAGA